This is a messenger RNA of Baudoinia panamericana UAMH 10762, 715 nucleotides long. RefSeq lists its product as uncharacterized. The record is from RefSeq and is a predicted model, not a curated record. Lineage: Eukaryota; Fungi; Ascomycota; Dothideomycetes; Mycosphaerellales; Teratosphaeriaceae. The coding region runs from base 117 to 572 and encodes 151 amino acids. The transcript has a single exon.
CUUACUGGCUUGGCACACACUCGGCAUAUCCCACAUUUGACUCCAAUACCCCAUUGUUCAGACUUUGACCAUGUGUCAAUGGAUGGCGUACGUCUUGUUAAUGCCGUGAAGCUCCGAUGGAUCGGUUUGCUAUCCACCCGAGGCCUGCAGUGCGGUCGCGGCUGACAAUACCCAGGGCAACCAGGCAUGCUUGCGGCCAUCCGCGAACCCGGCAGAACGUUGCCCGAUGUCAGCGGGCUGAGCAGACACAACGCAACUGUCCAGCACCGACACCGAUCGCAUACGAGACGAGAUGCCAAGCAUGCAAGCUGUUAAGGCCGCAGCUUGGUAGCUGCAUGGUCACCGAAAAGGUGAUAGCACUGCCCAUUCGUCCAAGCCUGCAGAACUUUAUGAGGCAUCUCAGCGAGUCCGCUGUAGUGACUUUGGAGCAGGAAUCGAACAUCGAUGCUGAGAAGCGAAAGUCCAGCGCUGAGGUCGAGAAGGUGGAGCAUGUCGGUACUCUAGUGGCGAAGUCUGCACAGUCAAGCACAGAGACUGGAACACAGACCAAGCAUAACCCAACACUGGCAUAGCUGAGAUCCUGUUGCCGUGCCAAUAGGUUGUGAGACGCAUGUCUGAUUGGCGUUCGGGGCAUGGUAGCGGUAAUGGUAUUGACGAUAAUGACCACAAAAUGGAUGAUGUUUCUCAUACCGACCAGCUGUGAUCUCCCGCCUUC